Messenger RNA from Cryptomeria japonica (Japanese cedar), 1285 nucleotides. Its product is annotated as U-box domain-containing protein 26. The record is from RefSeq and is a predicted model, not a curated record. The transcript has a single exon. NCBI's taxonomy places the organism in Eukaryota, Viridiplantae, Streptophyta, Pinopsida, Cupressales, Cupressaceae. Bases 251 to 1102 code for a protein of 283 amino acids.
CCAACUCAUUUCACCGUACAGCAUCUCCCACACACUGUCGGGACCUUAACGGUCAAUCCAAUGCCUCCCAUCUCCCCAACCCAUCGCAGCCGUCCAUUCCAUUCCUCAACCCAAGCGUGGAGCCGAACAAAAUUAAAAAAUUGAAAAAUCAAGCCGUCCCGCGCGUCCUUAUACAUACAUACCUGUAACUCGAUUCCAUUUGGGGGAUUUCUGAAAUGCCUUGCUUGGCCUCCUUUAUUUCUGUGAAUCAAUGAAGAAUCGGGGGGGCAACCAUGUAAGAUUGCACCGCCACAUGAUGUCCUGCGGCAUGUUCGGCAGCUGCGCCGCCACGAUUCUCAGCCCAAAGGCGGCGCAAGACGACGGCGAAGCAGCCGCCAUGGAGGAGCCCGAAACGGCGACUGCGACGACAAGGAUCGAGAGCUUCACGCGAUGGGAGCUCCCCGUGGCGCGCGAGAGAGCCGCCACGUGGCCCAAACAGCGCUCCGAAGCGGUGAUCAGGGGCGACGGCGCCGCGAGCCCGAGCUGCGCCGCCACUUCUAGUGGCGGCGCCGCCGGCGAUGAGGCGGGGCUGAUCUCGGGGCUGGUGGCGGCGGUGCGGGAGUGCCGAAGAGGGGCUUUAAAGCCGCUCUUAGCGCUGUGUCUAGCGGAGCCGCGGAACCGUGGGGAAGCUGUGAGGGCCGGCGGCGUGGCGGCGCUUUUGGAAGCGCUGCCGAAUUUGAAGGACGUGGCGGCGGCGGAGCGCGCUCUGGCUACUCUGGAUCUUUUGUCCACAGUCUGUGAGGGGCGCAUUGCGCUCAGAGAGCAUUCUUUGGUUGUUCCGCUGCUCUUGGAGAUGAUUUUUAAGGUUUCUGAUCGAGGUACAGAGUAUGCCGUGAGUUGCCUCUGUGCUGCUUGUGAAAGUGCCCUUAAUCCUCAGGAGACUGCCCUACAAUAUGGGGCACUUACUCAGCUCUUGCUUUUGCUCCAGAGUGAGUGCAGUGCAAGGGCUAAGAGAAAGGGCCUUCAUCUUCUCAAGCUGCUGCACAAGCUGUGGGAGCAGAGCCCUGAAAAUGGGGAUAAAAGUAUUAUUUUUAGUAAUGUUGCUGAUGAGAUCAGGCAAUGAGAGAGGGAGAGUGAGGGAACUUUUGCGUGGGUUUUUUCCCUCACUUUUUUCUGUAAAUCUGCGCCCCUGUAAAUUAAAUCUGCGCCCCUGUAAAUAUGAUUGCUUGACGAUUUUAUUUGCAUGUAAGGAAUAAAUUCUGUUGCUGAGUUCAAAUGAAAGAGGACUGGUAAAAGUUUUUGGUUA